AUGAACCAGAAAAUCGUUUUAACGCUCGUAGCUUUCCUUACCGUCCAAAGUUUAGUCACAACUUUUGGCUCCUUGGCCCAAUUGAAUGAACCGAACCAGAACGAUUCUGCCGGCGAAGCGAACGUGUCAAUGGACCUGACUUCGAUACUCCCUAUAGUGGCAAUGGUAAAAGGCCAGGUCAAAGAAAUCGUGCUCGAUCUGGUGUCACAAGUUUUCCAAUACAUACGCGCCAUCGUUCAAGAGUGCAAAGUGCGUUUGUUGAGGAGACUCGGAAAAUACACGCUUUCCGACGUUUUCCACCUAGUUUUUGACGGUGUAAUAGAAUUUGUCAAUGAAGAGACGACGAUGUCCACAACCACGGAACAACUUUACGGAGAGCACACCAAAAACUACGACCACAGUUCAAGCGUCGAACGAGAACGUAUACGACUCCGAAAG
Iphiclides podalirius (scarce swallowtail) is the source of this 438-nucleotide messenger RNA. The record is from the annotation of a GenBank genome assembly. Lineage: Eukaryota; Metazoa; Arthropoda; Insecta; Lepidoptera; Papilionidae.